AUGAGCAAGCCUUUCCAGGGGAUAACAUUCUGCCCCACAGGGGUGGCCGACAGCGAGCUGGCGGAGCUCCAUCGGCGGGUGGUACAGUUAGGGGGGGCGUUCUCGCGGGACCUAACCGCGGAGGUGCACGUGCUCGUGGUGGGCAACCAGCAGUCUGCGAAGUAUCGGUACGUGGUGCGGCAGCGCGCAGACGUGGUGCUGGUGGAGCCGCAGGGCGUGGAGGAGGUGUACGCGCGGUGGCUAGCGGGGGAGGAGGCGCUGGGGCCGGAGGGCGAGGGCGGGCGCGAGCAGGCGCUGCGGGCGCUGCGGCGGCGGUUCCAGCCGGGGCCGUUUGGCGGGUUCUACGUUUUCAUCGGGCGGGUGGCGGGCGGACGCGUGUCGGCGGCAGAGCUGCAGCAGCUGUGCGAGAGCGGGGGGGCGCGGCGGGUGGUGACGAGCCACUUUGUGCGCGACACGGCGUCGAGCGCGCGCAGCGUGUUUGUGACGGACUGCGCGGAGGGCGCGCGGGCGGCUGCGGCGCGGGAGCAGGGUGUAGCGGUGGUGCACCCGAAGUGGGUGACGGACUGCGUGCGGCGGGGCGCGGUGGUGGAGAUGGAGGAGUACGAGCUGGCGCGAUGGGCCGGGGCUGCGUGGGAGGAGGUAGGGCGCGACGCGUGUGCGUGCUGGGCGGCGCUGGAGGCGGCGGCGGCGCGCAGCGCGGAGCGCGAGGCGCGGCCCGCGCGGCUGUCGGGGCGGAUGCGGCGGAGCGGGACGGAGCUGUGGGCGCGGCGCGUGGAGGGCGGCGGCAGCGCGCGGCCGGCGGCGGCGGACGCGCCGGCGGCGGCGCGCGAGGCGGGCGCGACGGCACGGGGGCUCUUCGGCGGCUACGGGUUCAGCCUGUUCGGGUUCAGCGCGCGGCAGCGCGCGGUGCUGGAGCGCGUGCUGGGGCUGCACGACGGCGCGAGCUGCGAGUACCCGGGCGUGUGCGAGGGCGCGCGCGCGGUGUACCUGUGCCCGAGCGAGCUGGCGGUGGACCGGCUGCCGGCGGGCGUGGAGUGGACUACGGAGUUCUACGUGGAGCGCUGUCUGCACUACCGCGAGCUGCUGCCGGCGGACCCGUGGGCACGGCCGUUCUACACGGCGUUCCGCGCGCAGCCGGCCGCGGCGCUGCUGCGCGGGCACGCGCAGCUGACGGUGCACAUGACCGGGUUCCAGGGCGUGGAGCUGCUGCACAUGAACAAGUUGCUGGGACACCUCGAGCGGAUGGGCGUGCAGAACACGCCGACGCUGACGCCCAAGACGGACGUGCUGCUGGUCAACCUGGCCCAGCUCAACUCGAUCCCCGAGGAGCACACGCUCCGGCAGAACAAAUAUGCCGCCAUGUUCGCAAUGCGGCGCGAGCACAACCAGGUGUUCCGCGAUGUGAUGAAGCGCAAAAUCGAGUUUGCCAACAGGCACUCGAUCCCGCUGGUUACGCCGGGCUUUUUGCUCGAACUAUUCGGGCGUGCAGCCCGCGCGAAGCGCGACCGCACAUCCGGCAAGCUGUACCUCAACGACAGCAAUUGGUGCAUUGUUAGUCCGCGCGGCGCACGUGAAGAUUACCUAAUAACCCUCGAUGUGUCGGAGCCCGCGCUCCCCUCCCCCUCGCGUGCCCAUGUGGACGUCGCUGCAAUUAAGCUUCUGAAGGGGGAUGGCAAGACGCCGGCCAAGGAGUCCGGUCGCAAGGCUAUGCGCCAGGCGACGGCGCGGCCGCGUUUGGCGCCGCCGUCGCCGACCCCCGCCGAAACUCACCCCGCGAAACGGCAGAAGCUCGCAGAUCUAGAGCCUUUGAAACGCUCCGCGAGCUGGGGUAGCAUUAUGGCUGCGGAUAGCGCGGAGCCAGAGCGCUCUGCGAGCUCACCCGAGAGGGCGUCGGCGACAGAUGACGAAGAGAACUACACGCAGGUAACCUAUGGCACUAGUGACACCAAGUCUGAGCACGAGAAGCCUGCGGGUCGCCGAAAAACCCGGCAGUCAUAUAAGGAUCUUUUGUAA
Molecule: messenger RNA, 2013 nt
Organism: Eremothecium gossypii ATCC 10895
Lineage: Eukaryota; Fungi; Ascomycota; Saccharomycetes; Saccharomycetales; Saccharomycetaceae
Gene: DPB11
Product: protein kinase activating protein DPB11
Exons: 1
Coding region: 1-2013 (670 amino acids)
Biological process (GO): DNA replication initiation; mitotic G2 DNA damage checkpoint signaling; mitotic DNA replication checkpoint signaling
Source: RefSeq, marked provisional